Messenger RNA from Actinia tenebrosa (Australian red waratah sea anemone), 1073 nucleotides. RefSeq lists its product as uncharacterized. The record is from RefSeq and is a predicted model, not a curated record. NCBI's taxonomy places the organism in Eukaryota, Metazoa, Cnidaria, Anthozoa, Actiniaria, Actiniidae.
UCGAGAAAAACAGAAGAGAUGUGGUCUUCAGUUCCAGAAAUUCCAGAAGACGAGACUGAUGAAACCUUGGGGRAAAGGUUAAGCAGCUCAAGAAAAUUUGCCGCAGUAGCAGACCAGACCAAUCUGCUGUCCAAACCCUAAUGACAGAAACAUAUCCCCUACGAAGAAAGGCAGUAAUUGAGCAGCAGUUGGGACUGAAGUCACUUUUUUCAGAAUAUCCUCCUCUGCAGAAAUCACCACAUUAUCACAAGGACAAUGAAAGAUAAUCUAACAGAUAAUUUGUUACCGAAAAUCCUCCAAUAUUGCAAACAAAAGAAAACCGCCAGCCAUAUUCUUAAUGAUAUGGAUGCUGCCAUAAGCCUAGGAGAAAUACCUGAAAAAGAAUGCCAAGAGAGAGCCUCUUUAUAUAUGGUGGCAAACCACAUAUUGAAGAAAGGAGGAGGAAGGAAGGGCAGCUCAAGUGAAUUGCUCCUGAAGCUAGUUAAGGGCGGGGAAAGCAUGGAAGAUAUCAUUAAGAAUACUGUGACACCCACAAUAAUACUUGGAGGAGACAGUAUGUCCCAAAUAGAUGUAAUGUGUGUUGCUGCUGAGAAGGAAGUGAUAUGUGAAAUGUCUGGCAAAGGAAGAAUUGCUGAGGCAGUUGUGUUGCUUGUAUGCGUAUAUUUUGUUUUCAAUUUUGAUUAUUUAAAGAAAUUUGAUGAUUUUUUUCCAAAGCAUUAUGUUGCCAUCUUUAAAUAUUAAACUUCCUGUCUCAGUUUCUCAGUUUUUUGGAGAUAUGCGAAACCUCGCAUAAUGUUUACCUGCAUAAUUUUAUAAACAUGUAAGCAUCCUCAAGUGCAAACAACCAUGAAACUUUAGGGUGACAGUAUGUUCCCAAUCAAUGUAAUGUGUGUUUGCUGCUGAGAAGGAAGUCAUGUGAAAUGUCUGGCAAAGGACGAAUAGCUGUUAUUAUGGAUGCAUGCAAGUAAUGUUCUUUAGUUUCAACAAUCAUAGAAGUGAGGCUAUCGGGUCGAUAACAAUGCUUGUUGUCUCAUUUUUAUGUAUCUGUAAUAAUAGCUGUUGUGAGACAGUGU